This is a messenger RNA of Manacus vitellinus (golden-collared manakin), 3310 nucleotides long. It is a transcript of the gene FEM1C, whose product is annotated as fem-1 homolog C. The transcript is spliced from 3 exons. Bases 225 to 2078 code for a protein of 617 amino acids. Gene Ontology annotation, molecular function: protein binding. Lineage: Eukaryota; Metazoa; Chordata; Aves; Passeriformes; Pipridae. The record is from RefSeq and is a predicted model, not a curated record.
GGCGGCGGCGGGGAGGCGGUCCGGAGCGCUCCGGGAAGAUUUCUGACAAGCACAGCCUGCGCUUCGUCAGGACCCUGUUCAGAGUCUCCAUGUUGUCCCAUCGAGAUGAGACUGAUCUGAGAAGAAGCUGGGGACGUUCUGUUUGGGCUGAGCGUUUCCAUUAAGGUCUUGACUGUGAAAAAGGCAGGCCUGUAUCCUUCAGGAAGCAGAGAGGUACAGACUAAAUGGAUCUAAAGACAGCAGUCUUCAACGCAGCUCGUGAUGGCAAGCUGCGGCUCCUUUCCAAGCUACUGGCAAGCAAAACAAGGGAAGAGGUGGCCCAACUGAUGUCAGAGAAAACCAAUGGUGCCACACCACUUCUGAUGGCAGCCCGCUACGGUCACCUCGACAUGGUGGAAUACUUGUUGGACCAUUGCUCUGCGUCCAUAGAAGUUGGUGGUUCGGUGAAUUUUGAUGGCGAGACCAUCGAGGGGGCUCCGCCGCUGUGGGCAGCGUCGGCCGCUGGCCACCUAAAGGUGGUUCAGUGUCUGUUGGAUCACGGUGCAUCUGUCAACAACACGACCCUGACAAAUUCGACGCCUCUCAGAGCUGCCUGUUUUGAUGGUCACCUGGAAAUAGUAAAAUACCUUGUGGAGCACAAAGCAGAUCUGGAAGUAUCAAACCGCCACGGGCAUACCUGCUUGAUGAUCUCCUGUUACAAAGGCCACAAAGAAAUUGCUCAGUAUUUACUUGAAAAAGGAGCUGAUGUUAACAGAAAAAGUGUUAAAGGAAAUACAGCAUUACAUGACUGUGCUGAAUCUGGAAGUUUGGAGAUCAUGAAGAUGCUUCUCAAGUAUUGUGCUAAAAUGGAAAAGGACGGCUAUGGAAUGACUCCCCUUCUGUCAGCCAGUGUUACAGGCCACACAAAUAUCGUGGACUUUCUGACCCAGCACGUACAGACUAGUAAGGCUGAGCGCAUAAAUGCACUGGAACUUCUAGGAGCAACAUUCGUGGACAAAAAGAGAGAUCUGCUUGGUGCUUUGAAAUACUGGAAGCGAGCUAUGGAAAUGAGAUACAGUGAUAGGACUAAUAUCCUGAGCAAACCUGUGCCACAAACACUGAUUAUGGCGUAUGAUUAUGCUAAAGAGGUAAACAGCUCAGAAGAGCUAGAAAAUCUUAUUGCAGAUCCUGAUGAAAUGAGAAUGCAAGCAUUAUUAAUUAGAGAACGUAUUCUUGGCCCUUCUCACCCAGACACAUCGUAUUAUAUUAGAUACAGAGGUGCUGUCUAUGCAGACUCUGGAAACUUCAAGCGUUGCAUCAACUUAUGGAAAUAUGCUUUGGACAUGCAGCAGAGCAACCUUGAUCCACUGAGCCCUAUGACAGCCAGCAGUUUGCUGUCGUUUGCUGAACUUUUCUCAUUCAUGCUUCAGGAUAGGGCAAAAGGUCUGCUAGGCACUACUGUCACAUUUGAUGAUCUAAUGGGUAUACUGUGCAAAAGUGUUCUUGAAAUAGAACGAGCCAUGAAACAAACCCAGUGUCUUCCUGAUCCAACACAGCUGAACAAAGCCCUUUCCAUCAUUUUGCAUUUGAUUUGUUUGUUGGAGAAAGUACCUUGCAGCGCAGAACAGGAACAUUUUAAGAAACAGACUAUCUACAAGUUUCUUAAACUUCAGCCUAGAGGGAAGAAUAACUUCAGUCCACUUCACCUUGCUGUUGACAAUAAUACUACCUGUGUCGGUCGCUACCCAGUUUGUAAAUUCCCCUCUCUACAAGUUACUGCUAUCCUGGUGGAAUGUGGUGCUGAUGUAAAUGUCAGAGACUCUGAUAACAACAGUCCAUUACACAUUGCUGCACUGAACAACCAUCCAGACAUCAUGAAUCUUCUUAUCAAGUCAGGUUCACAUUUUGAUGCCACAAACUCCCAUAAACAAACUGCUAGUGAUUUGCUGGAUGAGAAGGAAAUAGCAAAAAAUUUAAUCCAGCCCAUAAAUCAUACUACUUUGCAGUGUCUUGCUGCUCGUGUAAUAGUGAAUCAUAACAUAUCCUAUGCAGGGAACAUCCCUGAAAAACUAGAGAACUUUGUUUUGCUUCAUAGAUGAUAGUGUAGUGUCCCAGAGCACUGUUUUUGAAGCACGACUUGGUGAUAAUAUUUUCCUUGAGCACUGUUGUGAUACACCAGCGUUCCCUUAGCUUGCUCCAUUUUGCUCUCAUUGGCUAAAGUGUUGUUAGCAUCAGAUCUGCAGAGUUGGUUACCCAGUAUUUAAUAUGAAUAUGCCAUAUAAUAUAUUUUGUGGAUUAUUUAGAAAUGUAAUGCCAUAUCUAGACUUUCAAAUUGUCUGCCAAAGGCUUGUCUUUUCUGGUCUUAUUUGCCUGUUGAGUGUUUGGGACUGAGACGAGUAUUUUCCACUGAUGUCUUUCUACUGUAAUUGUCAUGUGGAUUUUAUACAGUUGGAAGGUCAUCUUUUUUUGGUUUUGCUUGAGCAUUUCUACUCUUACUCUCUUCUUUUUCUAUGGACUCAUUGCUAAACUGUACAAGUUGUAUGGACUUGUUAACAUUUGCAACUACCAUAAGUGCUUUUAUCUUCUCUAUGCACUGGCUUAAACAUGACUGUUGUGUGUGAGCAUAUUUCUAUGCAGCACUUGGCCAAUUUCAACUUAAAUGCCAAUUUUGUUUUGCAGUUCGUUUGGAGCUCUUUUGAGAAUGCUGUCUUCAUAGCAUGAUAAAUUUUGGAGUUAUUUAUCAGCUCUCCAAACUUGGGUUUGACUUUUUUGACUGCUGUAACUGAGAUUGCUUUCAUCUUGUUCCUCUGGAAAUUUGUCCUAAAUUUGGGAAAAGGAAAUCUUGCUUUGUCUGAUUGUAGUCCACUUGAACUUUAAAUCUGAAAAUUGUUCUAUUGCAUCGUGCAACUGGGGGAAGAGUCCUCAUUAUGUACAACUGACACCUUCCCCUUUGCACUAAUGUCUUGCUUGUGCUGAUUAUGUGACUAGAUGUGAAGUUUGCUCAGAGUUUAACCUCAAACCUUAAUGAUACACUUUAAUGAGAAGUAGUUCAAAUAUAUGCUGUACUUUAAAAUCUGCAAAUCUACAGAAGAAACUAAAGCAUGUUUGUGGCAUGAUGCUUAUCAGUCCAGAUCUAGACAUCACCUAGUAUAGUAAGUGGCUGUCUGCCAGGAUAUUGGAAAUUCUAUAACAGUGUCCUUUUUUCUUCUUUUUAAGUAUCUUUAGAAAUACUUGCAUGGAUUUUUCAUCUCUACUGUGUCAGCUCUACUUAACAAAAGCGGAAGUUCUGUUGUGUAUAUAGCUCCUAAUUAAAGUACAUAUUUUUAUAAUA